AUGCCGUACCUCGACGAAGUCACACAACUCAGCGCACGCGACUUUGUCCAGCUCUAUCCUAGAGAUGCCAGGUCCCAGUUGACUCCUACUGCUACACAGCGGACUACCUUGAUUGUUGCGGCAUGUUAUAUUGUUGCUAUCGCCAUUUUAUGGCACGUCCCCAUUCUCAGCUGGAUAAUCUAUCCCUUCAAGCUGUUAACGGUCGGCUUCCACGAGAUGAGCCAUGCCUUCGCGGGUGUUCUGACCUGCGCGCAUAUUGAAUCCGUCGAGCUAGACCCUGAUGAAGGAGGAGCAACACGCAUGUCAGGAGGUGUACCAGUCAUUACCCUUCCCGCAGGAUACCUCGGCUCUUCUUUCAUCGGUGCAUGCCUCAUCACUUGCGGGUUCAACAUCAAUGCAAGCAAAGUCGCGAGUCUCGUCCUUGCUGUGUUCUUUAUAUUUACACUUUGGUGGGCGAGGAGAAACUUGUUGACCUGGGCAUUGGUUUUUGGGAUGUCGGCUCUCAUUGUUGCCUUUUGGUUCAUUAAAGGAGGAGUGGCGCUUAGAUUCCUGGUACUCUUCAUCGGCGUCAUGUCCUGCAUGUACGUGCUCUGGGAUGUCAUCGACGACACUAUAGCGCGGAAAGUCAACUCUUCGGACGCCUCUGCUUUCGCACACGUUUGCGGAUGCUGUCCUUCUCAGGUAUGGGGUGUCCUCUGGCUCAUCAUCGCCUUCUGCUUCUUCGCAGCAGGUAUCAUCGUAGGACUCGUUGCAUUUAAACAAUCGGAAGAACAACAAGAACAAGAUUCCAAACACUUUAUACCCGUCCCUGGAUCUUCAGCUGCUUUACCCUCUGCGUAUAUCCCUUCGUCUCUUGCUGUUUGGUUAGCCUCGUUAGCGUCGAGUUGUUUGCUUCUUGCUUUUGGGUUAUAGGAUCCCAAUGACGAAGAUGCGUUUUUUUUGUGUCCGUGGUUCUAUCAUGUAGAUACUACUUGAUAAGUUUAUGACACUGAUGGAAGGAAAGUAAGAGAUGGAUGGUGUUAUGCUGUUAGUAUUAUGGUUACGGACUUUCUUGAAUUUUAUCUGUGCUAAAUUCUGGACCCUUGUUUUGUUUUGUUCUUGUCUUGUAACCUUGUGUAUCAAGUACUAUAUUUCUUGCUUUCCUUCUGGAUACCUACGCGAUGUUCCAGUCGAAUAAAACUUUGUGCUACCC
Messenger RNA from Fomitiporia mediterranea MF3/22, 1192 nucleotides. RefSeq lists its product as uncharacterized. The transcript has 10 exons. Lineage: Eukaryota; Fungi; Basidiomycota; Agaricomycetes; Hymenochaetales; Hymenochaetaceae. The record is from RefSeq and is a predicted model, not a curated record. Bases 1 to 912 code for a protein of 303 amino acids.